CGCAGUCAAAGCAGUUCUUCAGAGGGUACAAUCAGAAACCGGCCCUCUUUCGAUUCCGUUCUCCGAAUUGCCAUAGGAGGCGGGAUCCAAGCCGAUUUAUAUCGGCCCGGGCGGACAUCGUGGGAGUCCAUCUGUUUUUAGACGAGAUUGGCAACUCCCAGCGUACAUCUGGCGUACACUCAUCCCCGGCGACCGGUUGCCAGACCAUCCGUCUUCGCCCUUGGCAAGUCCUCCAUUGACAUGGUGGAGGACAAUGAAGAUGAUAGGCUCAGCAUUUUGCCUGAUGAUGUUUUGCUCAACAUUGUUGAGCGACUUGAUAUUGCUGACGCCGCAAGAACCACCAUCCUCUCCAGACGUUGGAAGCAGAUCCCUGCAAUGCUGUCAAAAGUUGUUAUAAUGGCUGGUUCUUUUGAGCCCAAGCACACUGCAAGCAAGUUGACUUUAGAUGAUAUAAUUCGGUUCAACACCACCGUGCUGGAAGCAACCAGGAGCAUACUGGAAAGGAGGGCUGGAACUUUAUACACCAUUCACCUGUUGCGCAUGCAAUUCUACUUGGGAGAUGAGUCCAUUUUCAUUGGCCAGGCUGUUGCCAACACCAUAGCAACACAAAAGGUUGCUUCAAUUGAGUUUACAAUCUUGACGAAGGUGCGUAAAAAUUGUACCAAUGAUGACCUACUCACAUAUGGGAGGCAGUUCAUGUCAUUCUUUGAUUCGUGUCCAAACACAUUUGGUUGUCUUGCACGCCUCACGCUAGAGAAUUUGAGGUUAGGAGAAUCAGACUUCCCCAAAAUUUUCAGUAUAUGCAAGCAACCGGAGUUCCUCAUCCUCUACGACUGUGACAUGGGUAUUCAGUCUUCGCUGGAAGUGGAACACCCACAACUAAGUGAACUAGCGAUUGUCUGUGGCUGUUUUAAAAGGGUUCAUCUGAAGUGGGCACCAAAACUCACAAUACUGAAAUUCAAUUUUAGAUCUCAAGAUGACCCCUUCUGUCUUGGCUAUGUCCCACUGCUCCAGACUGUGAGCAUCAUCAAUACUGCUUUCUCCUGGCACAAGAUGCUCAAGUUAAGCGAGUUGCUUGGUAAAACUGCCAUAAGCAACCUACAUUUGAACUCCAAAAGCGAAAAGAUUUGGGUCAAACCGGAAGGUCGAAGACAAUUGUUACCGGUGUUCCACAAACUUAGAAUUGUGAAUUUGCUUAACAUAUCUGCAGAAUGUGAUCUGACUUGGACAAUGUUCUUACUCCAAGGUGCACCCAACCUUAAGGAACUACGCAUCUUGGUGCUGGAUCAUUUAUGUGAAAUGGUAACAGGGGAGUUGAGGAAGAUGUGUCCAUUUAGCGAGGAGAAGGACAAGGGACUACAGUGGGAACCAUUUGCAUCCGAUUUAAAGCACCACAACCUUGCUAAGCUCAGUAUCUAUGGGAAUUUUCAAGCAGAAGACAAGUUCGUGAGCUAUGCCAGAAGUGUCAUGGAAGCAGCAGUGAAUUUGGAGGAGAUAAAACUAUAUAAGAGUCCAGUGUGUCGGAAGUGCAAGCACAUGCUUCAGGAGUGGACACUGGAGGAGAAGUCAUCGCUUAGCUACAAAAUCAACAACGGGAUGCCCUCGCUAGUCCGGAUUCACUUCCCGAGUUUAGGGCAAGUCUUAUAAACAAUAAUGCUCGUGGGCUGCAAGCUGCAGUUGACAGAAACUGUUGUAUGCAUGGAUUGAUUGUUGCUGUUGAACCUUUUCAGUUAUGUGUAUUGUUAAGAUGGUACGAGUCGAGGAGGGUAAGGUGUAUU
Messenger RNA from Triticum aestivum (bread wheat), 1778 nucleotides. RefSeq lists its product as uncharacterized. The record is from RefSeq and is a predicted model, not a curated record. Gene Ontology annotation, molecular function: protein binding. Bases 241 to 1647 code for a protein of 468 amino acids. The transcript has 4 exons. NCBI's taxonomy places the organism in Eukaryota, Viridiplantae, Streptophyta, Magnoliopsida, Poales, Poaceae.